Messenger RNA from Bemisia tabaci, 7695 nucleotides. Lineage: Eukaryota; Metazoa; Arthropoda; Insecta; Hemiptera; Aleyrodidae. The record is from RefSeq and is a predicted model, not a curated record.
UCCCUCAGAUAUUCAUCCAUAAAUUUUCAUUUUAUAUUAAAUUCUGCUUUUUAGUGGUCACUCUGUCGCGAGGAAACGUCUAGGGGAAUUGUGGAAGGUCUCAACUUUCUUAUAUCCGAGGCACAAAAUAUUUGAUUUUUGAAUUCAUGUUCUAUCUGUUUACCUUUUUAAGAAGACUCUUACCGCAAUUCAAAUUCCUGAAUUCGACUUCAAUUUUUUGGUGUGACAAAUGUGUUUUGGGACAACGUUGAAAAAGUUUUUCUAUGAAAGUAGUUCAGUUUGUCUGUGAUUGAGUGUCCAUGUAGGCACUCAGUCCGUAAUUUUCACACCCGUGUUUAAAAUACUUCCCUUGAUAAUUUUUUCGAUUAAAAUUUAAACUAUACGCACAGAGGCACAAUGGAUGAAAAAUUUGAGGUUGUAAUAUCGGGCGUCUCAGCUCGGAUUCCUGAUUGUGACAAUAUUUCAGAUUUCAUGGAGAAGAUUUACAAUAAAGCAGCCAUGACGGGGGUUAACACAACUUGGAUGAAAGGAUUCGAAGGAGUUCCUUACCAUUCAGGCACAGUCAAAGACUGGGACCGCUACGAUACGUACGCCUUUAACAUAAAUCUUGCGCAAGCCAAAUGCCAGAUUCCCGCAGUUCCGAAGCUCCUUGAAAUGGCUCACGAGGCUAUCAUCGAUGCAGGAGUUCACCCAAAGUCGCUAUCGGGUACCAACUGCGGCAUAUACACGCUGUCUUGUCAGGCAGACUUCAGCCCUCGCCUACUGAGGGGCAACAACAAACGCACCAUGACUGGCUCCACCACUAGCUACGCAAGUGCCCGUAUUGCCUACUGUCUGAAUUUGAACGGUCACAACGUGGGUCUGGAUGGGAGUAAUAACAGCUUGUUCUACUUUCUAAGAAAAGCGGUGGACGAGAUACGCGAGGGGCGGAUCGAGGCCUGUCUCGUAGGAUCCACGGAUUUCAUCCACGAGCCAUUUUACAGUAAGGAUUUUGUGGCCCUGGAUGCACUCGCAGAGGAUGGGGAAUGUCUCCCUUUCGACGAGAAAGCCCACGGCAUGGUACGUGCCGACGGUGGAGUGGUGUUCUUUCUGCAAGAAGCCAGUAAGGCAAAACGAUGGAGAGCCAUACCAAUUGGCUUCGACUACAAAUUUCUGGGCAAUCACUCACUUAACUACGUGCACCACGACACGGAUCAGAUGAUUCAAAUGCUCAAGAAAUUUUACGCUGACUGCAAAGUUGAUCCCACUAGGGUGAAGUACAUCGAGGCUGACGGUUCUGGUAUCAAGUCGUUGGAUGAGGCCGAAAUGAAAGUAUUAGCCAAAGUGUUCACCGAGAAUCGUGCUGAUGAGUUGCUGGUUGGCUCGGUAGCGAGUAACGUUGGACGCAGCGAAACCUCGUCAGGUCUCAUAAGUUUACUAAAAGCCGUUUUGACAUUCGAGAAGGGAACCAUUCCACCUACCAGGAAUCACUCGACUCCGAACUCAAAAUGUCCUGCUCUGUCACUUGGCGCUAUCAAGAUUGCAACAGAGGAGACUGAGCUUAAAGGUGAUCUCAUUGGGGUAAAUUCGUUUUCUCUAGCUUCAGAUUUCGCACACGGUUUGAUCAAGAGGCCACCUCCGAAAACUACGGAGGAGCCUCAAGCGGAGCAUCACGUAUAUUUUCUCUCUUCGCGAACGGAGGAGGGGCUGGAAAAAAUCAUGGACAGAGCUGCCAAAGUUCCACUGAGUCGCGACUUCACGGAUCUCUUGAACGGAGUGUUCCACAAGCAGCUUUAUGGACACUUCAACCGCGGUGUUAUGGUCGUCUCUGAAACCGAGAAAACCAUCAUACGGAAAACAGGACACGCUGACAGUUCACGGCAGAGACCUCUCUGGUUUUCAUUUUCGGGGAUGGGAUCCCAGAAGAACGGAAUGGGAAAGGCUCUGCUACGCAUCCCUGUGUUCGCCGAGGCAAUCGACAAAUGCGACGCAGUUCUUACUCCGAAAGGGAUCGACAUCAAGCACGUAUUGACGAGUCCUGACAAGACCGUGUUCGAUGACGUCAUACACGCUUUCGUCGGUAUUACUGCUGUUCAGAUCGGGCUGAUUCAUGUCCUGCGGAGUUUGGGAAUCGAGGGUGACAAAUUCGUGGGUCACUCGCUUGGCGAGCAGGCGUGUGCAUACGCCGACGGGGCCCUCACACUGGAAGAAGCCAUCCUCUGCGCUUGGGCCAGAGGGUACGCCUCCCAAGAGGCUGCCCGUACAGGGACACUCAUUCCCGGUCUCAUGGCCGCUGUUGGUCUUGGGUACGAGGACAUAAAGGCUAGACUGCCAGAGUCCAUCGACGCUGCAUGCCAUAACUCAAAUAGUAGCUGCACUAUAUCGGGCCCAGCGGAAGAUGUGAAAGCAUUUGUCGAAAAGUUAAAGGCAGAAGAAAUUUUUGCCAAGGAGGUCAACGCUGGCAACAUAGCGUACCAUUCGCGAUACAUUACACAGAUAGGAGAACGACUUAACAAGCUAUUAAAGGAGAUCUUGAAAACCCCUCGAGAGCGAUCCGAAAAGUGGAUCAGCACCUCGGUGCCGCGCGCGCGUUGGGGUGAGGAAUCCGCCAAAUUGGCGGGCGCCGAGUACUUCACCAACAACCUGCUCAGCUCGGUGCUCUUCGAGGAGGCCUUCGCGGAGGUCCCCGCUGAUGCCGUCAUCUUGGAGGUGGCCCCGCAAAGUCUCCUCUUGCCCAUCCUCAAACGUGCCUUCCCGACCUCCGUCACCAGUCUCUCGCUCAUGGGCCGCAUCUCCGAGGAGAAGCCAGCUUUCGUCCAUUUCCUCGGCUCUAUUGGAGAACUUUAUCUGCUGGGAUACGAGCCGAACCCUGCUGGUUUAUAUCCCCUGAUCAGCUAUCCAGUUGCAGCUAGUACGCCAGAUUUAGCUUCGUUCGUCACAUGGGAGCACUCGUUCCACUUUGAUGCCAAGAAGUUCUUGCUUGUACCUGAUGAGUGUGAACUGAUGAGCGCAUCUCAGGAGAAAUCGAUGGAUAUGAUAAUGAUGCAAUUGAAAGAGUUCAGACACUUGUUCGAGGGUCAUGUCUUGCUGUCCCGACCGAUGAUCCCUCUGUCUUACUUCCUUAAUGAGAUUUGGUCGCUGUUGGCACCGAAGGGUAGAUUCAAAAAAAAUUUCGACGAAAUAACUCCACAUUUUACCGACAUUUUGGUGCAUUCUUCAAUUUGGAUGGAUGAUCUUCCAGAGGAAGCAACUAUGGUUAUUCAGUUAAGCCCAGCGUCUGGCUCGUUCGAAGUGUGCUUGGCCUAUCGGGAGGAGAAAACACUACCACUGAAAGGUGACGUCAUUGUGAGCGGAAAAGCAGCCAUAUACGAGAAAGAUUUCGAAAAAGAACGAUGGUGUUGCGAGCAUCCACCCACGUCUUCUGUCAGGAGGACUCUCAACAUUCAAGAUUUGAAGAAUGCUUACGGUGCUAAAGGCUAUGAUUUGAGCCCGGAAUUCCAGAAUAAUAUUAGUGAACUACAAAUAUAUGACGAGGUUUCCGUAGGGAAGCUUACUUGGAAGAAAAAUUGGCAGAGCGUGUUUGAUGGCGUCAUCAAAGCCGGGUUGUUGAUCAACGUUGACAGCACAGAAGUAAGCUGUCCCGUGGCUAUCCAGUCCCUCAUUCUCAAACCGGACGAUAUAAAAUUCAUGGACUACGGCUCUGAAAUUGCAUUCACUCUGGAUCGACGUCAAAAUGUGCUAGUUGCUGCGGAAGGAAUCGAGAUGAAAGGACUCAUUUUCAAAGCUCCACCAAAGAGGGUCUCUGUCUCCCAGACUUUAGAAUGUAGCGAGUUUUUACCGUAUUUCACUUCAAACUUCCAGCAAGAAGAAGAAUUUCUCGGCGCAGCUUUGGAAAUAAUGUUGAACUGUUGUCCAAGUCACAAAAAAGAGACGCAUAAAAUAAACAUCUGUGAGUGUGGUAACUUAUCGAGAGAAACUGGAAUCCUGAGUGAUCUCAAGAGGACGGUCCAAAGGCACUUCUCAGCGGAGGUCAGUCUAUCUUUUAAUGACAAAGCUGCUAUGAAACAUGAUUUCCGUGGUCUGAAUCUCCUGGUGUCCAGUGAGAAUGGAUUAAAAGCUGGGUUCAUCCAACAAGCUGAUGAUCUGAUGAGCGAUUUCAUUCUUUGCAUUGCUGAAAAUUCCAAGUCUCUAACAGUACCAGGAUAUGCAGAGGUUAGCCGUUAUGUGGACCCCAAUCAAAAUGGCCAAUACAUCCUCCUGAAACAGAUGUGCCGGUCAAAGAGAAACAUCUUCAAAGUAGUCGGUAAAAACUUGUCUGACGCCAUAGAUGGUUUAAAAAUGCCAUCAAAAGAUGUGGUCAUCACUUUGAUCUGGGAAAAACAACCAACACUCAACCCACAUGAAAUUAUGGAGGAGUUGAAAGCCAAAGUAAAUUCGAGUGAAAAUAUAAGAUUAUUCUUCAUUCUGGACGAUGACGCUCCCUCUUUCUCGGAACGAAACCCAUUCUACUCAGAGCAGCUGCGUCUUGGCUUUCCUGUCAACAUUCUGCGAAACGGCACAUGGUGCACUUACAGAAGAUUUCCUUUGCAAGGGGCUAACCCGGAACUGCUGCCAGAUAUAGUUGACAUCUCGAAAAUUAAGAGAGAGGAUAUUGACAUUCACUAUAUUAGCUUGAACAUGCAGAAGCAGCGAAUUAAAAACUACGAGCAAGAUGUUUACGUAUUGGAGUACUCUGGCGUGACUAAAGAUCAGAAAAAAGUAAUGGGACUAGCACAAUAUCGACCAGAAAUAUCCAACAUGGAAAUCAACAUCGACCCAAAGUUAAUUUGGGAAGUACCUCCGGGUGUAUCGAUGGAAGAUGCUGCCACAUUUCCUCUAUUGUGCGGGAUGGCGAAUUAUGCUUUAAUAAUGUGUGUCACGUCUUACGAUGUGAACUCUGCGCUCGUUCAUAAUGGUAGCAGCCUCCACGGACUCACAUGUAUUGCCGUUGCUUUCCACGCACAACUCGAAGUUUUUACAACCGUCCACAGUGCUGAGGAGCGGAACAUCGUAAAGCGCCACUUUCCACAGUUGGAAGACAGCCACAUCAUCGACGCUUGGGCUGAGCAGUUCGACCUGCGGCUGAAACUCCUGACGGGGGGUCGAGGAGCGGACCUGGUCGUAAGCGACGUUCCUGCAAGCCGUAUCACCGCGGCGUGGGAGUGCGUUGCACCCCACGGGAGCUUCAUCGACCUGAACGAGACCAACAUGACCGUCAACGCUCCGCUACCCAUGUUCCACUUCCUCAAGUGCACCACCUACUACUCCUGCCUCAAGACCGGCCUCUUCUCCCUCGCUGAUUGGCGCAAGCAGGAGCUCUGGAACCUUGUCCAGGCCACUCUCACCGCUGAUGUUCUCGUCAAGGUCCCCAGGCGAGUCUUCGGCGCCCACCAGCUCGAUGUCGCUGCCAGGGCCCUGAAUAAGGAGAGUGGCCAAAAGAAAAUUUUGCUAUCCAUGAAAAUUCCUCCUGGCAACCUCCCGAAAAAUUUCUCAAUGAACAAAUCAAUUUACCACUGCAAUAGCACCGAUGCGUAUGUCAUAUUAAGUCCUUCGAUUGGGAAGAGUCUCAGUUUAAUCGAGUGGAUACUGAUUCGCGGUGGACGGAAAGUCGUCCUGGUUGUGUCGAAUCAGAUUGGAGGAACCACAAAACUGAACGAUUUGAUCGACAAAUAUGGAGCUCAACUCUUGAUCUCUUCGAUAAAGAAGUUCAACUCAGGCGCGGAAACGGCAAGUUUGAUGGAUCAGAUAAAAAAACUUCGCCCUGUGCCUAUUUUAUUUAACAUAUAUAUGGACGAGAGACUUGCAACGCACAUAGCAUCCUUCCUGCCAAAUCUUCAUCAUAUAGUAAACGUAGCUCGUACUCAAGACUCAAUUCAAAACAAAAGUGGAAGAGGUGCCAAUACUAAAAAAAGUACUUCCCGCCUGUGUAUCAUUUGCGAAGAUGGUGAGUCAUAUUUGCAGCUUAUGGAUCAAGCCCUGUUAAGUAAUUCUGAUCCGAAAAAUGACUCCAUCUACUCAAUCAACGAUUGUACGGAAAAUUUAAAGAAACAAACCAUUCCGUUACGCGAAUACCUACCAAAAUCUUUCGAGGAGCUAGAGGAGAUCGGCAAGUAUGCAGAAUCCUUCCCGAAGCCACUGAUGACCGCAACUGACGACUCAACAGUUGAUUCCACCGAUGCUGUUACCGUUGCUGUCACCGAUGCCCCGUCCGAUUCGAACAAGAACUCACCACCGGACACUGAAAGUAGGCCCAUCGACUUACCACCGUGCGCUGCGUUCGAAGAAAUUCAUACGUUGGCUCGGCGUCAGAGAUACCAACGUGAAAUUUUGCCAGUGUACCUGAUCAGUAGUUCCGUGAAAAAAUUCGCACCAAUCCAAAAGAAACUCCUGUAUCCACUGUAUUUUGCGAAAUUUUCCGAGCAAAUGUCAUCUGCAGCGGAAGCCGCUAAACAUCUGUAUAAUUCUAUCUGUGCGAUUCAACCCAAAGGACCAUGCACUAUCAUAACAGAAUCGUGGAAUAUUCCAAUUGCUGUUGAUCUCAUUGGAAAACUAAAAGAAAGUCAUCGACAAGCUUCUCUUACUAUUCUGCCCAUUAGUCAAAAGAGCUUACACUCCGUGGUACCUCGAGAAGAGGAACUGGAAGACAUCAUACUACGAAAUUUAUUGCAGUCAUCUCUAAAGGAAUAUCAAAGCUUAUAUUCCGAGAUGGCUCUGGAGACGAAAGUGGCUGACAUUAUCGGUAAGGUCAGUCUUAAAUCCGAUAAAAACUUAGCUCUUGCUGGCCUUACUAUCUUCAAGAAACAGAUGCAGUUCUUUUUGGAAACACCUUUACCAAACAAACUGUUGGACUGUCCCGUUUUAGUGGUCGAAAUGGAGGCAAACCUUGUUAGUCAGACUGAUUAUGCGAAGAUAUCAAAAGGAGAGGUCUCGGUGUUCAGAAGUUCAUCGACUACUUAUGAAGAAUUGCUUGCUGACCCGACGUUGAUCAAGGAACUUAAUUCACGGCAACUGUUCUCAUGGCUGCAUGAAAAUGAAAGUGUGUCAAAAUAAACUGAGGAAAUGGAGGCUGAUGUCGGGUUGAACUCGCAUUUUGAUCCUAUUUCAGCUGUUCAAGCUAUUUUAUGAUUUGUUUUAGCAUAUUUGGAUUGCAUUUUGCAAAAGGUAACCAAGAGUAUCCCAAUGUUGUUAGGAUUGUGUAACUUACAUUCUUUGCAAUAUAAUUGCAGGCAUCAUGCAAAAAUUAAAUUUGCAAAGAUAAUUUUCGUAUUGAAUCGAAGGUUUCUUCGGGAUAAAGAUUAAACUUGUUUUGAUGAUCAGUUUAAGGAGGGUAAACAAAGUUGCAAAAUCUUAGCCGCAUUGGAAUGCUCUUGGUUCCUUUUUGCAAAGAGCAAUCCAGUUAUGGGAGCGCAAGAAAGUUGCGAAUUCAAUCAAAACAUGAUCUCUCACCUACUGCUAAUUUUGUGUGUAAUCAUUCUAAGCAGUAAUGAAACCUUACGUUUAAGAAAGUAUUGCCUGCUGAGUCGACUUAAGAAUGCCCAUUCUUGGAAGCUUUACCUAUACCUUGGGUAAAUGACAACCCAUUUAUCCCAAGUAUAAAAUCUUUCACCAGCAUAUUGUUCUGAGGUAAAAAAAUCGCAUUGUGAAUUUUUGAAAAUAAACACUUAAGAUUGUUCAAGA